This is a messenger RNA of Linum tenue, 2474 nucleotides long. Lineage: Eukaryota; Viridiplantae; Streptophyta; Magnoliopsida; Malpighiales; Linaceae. The record is from the annotation of a GenBank genome assembly.
CGCUGGUAUCGGACGUUGAAAUUGAAAAUGGUGUGGAAUACAGAGAAUGGAAUAAAAACGAAACCCUAACAAAAAAUCGGAUCCAUAUCCGUCUCUCACCCUCUCUCACCCCCUUCUUCUAUCUCACCGGAAGGAAGCUCCGUCCCUCCGUUUCGCACCGCUAUCGGAACUCGAAAUUGAUAUAGGUUCCCGAUCAUAUUCAUCGGCGGAGGACGACUAUCGACGGUCGUUCUCGUGCUUCGUCCGUUUCGAUCGAUCCGAUUGAAACCUGCUUUUCCCCCCUUCUCGGCCGGCUCCGUUGUCUUCCUCUCUCACGCCGCUGCCGUCUCCCGCUCUUCUUGCUCGAAGCUCGGCUCUCUCCUUAUCUCUUCCAGCUCAACUUCCUUCCCUUUCUCUCUGUAUCUGGAGUCGUUGACUUGGGAGUUGUAGCGCCCCAGCUGCCGCUGCUCCAUCCAGAGGAAACUCCCGCACUUAACUCCAUCCCCACCGCCGCCUUCCUGUUCCUAAGCGUUCUCCUCGGUUUCCAGUCUUCCCGUUAGAGGACUGCUCCUGUGUGUCUUGACAUUUACUGCUGAGGAGGUUGGAGUGCAUCUGGUCGCAAUACCUUGAGGAGAAUAGAACGUGGAAGUGUUGUACUUGCAUGGUUAGAAAAUGGAACCGGCUGUUUUGGAUGAUAUUAUUCGGCGGCUUUUAGAGGUUCGCGGUAGACCUGGGAAGCAGGUCCAGUUAUCGGAGGCAGAAAUCAGGCAACUGUGCGGGGCUUCUCGAGAGAUCUUCUUGCAACAACCCAAUUUGUUAGAGCUUGAAGCACCCAUCAAGAUUUGUGGUGAUAUCCAUGGUCAAUAUUCUGAUCUUCUUAGGCUAUUUGAAUAUGGCGGAUUACCUCCAAAUGCUAACUACUUAUUUUUGGGAGAUUAUGUUGAUCGAGGCAAGCAAAGUCUUGAGACAAUAUGUCUUCUACUUGCAUACAAAAUAAAGUACCCAGAGAACUUCUUUCUCUUGAGGGGAAACCAUGAGUCUGCUUCUAUUAACCGUAUAUAUGGUUUCUUCGACGAGUGUAAAAGGAGGUUUAAUGUCAGACUGUGGAAGACAUUCACGGAUUGCUUUAAUUGUCUCCCAGUGGCUGCUCUAGUUGAUGAGAAAAUUCUCUGCAUGCAUGGUGGUCUUUCCCCAGAUUUGCAUAAUUUGGAUCAGAUCAGAAACUUGGCUCGCCCAACUGAUGUACCAGACACAGGUUUGCUCUGUGAUCUGCUGUGGUCUGAUCCUAGCAAAGACGUUAAAGGCUGGGGAAUGAAUGACCGGGGGGUUUCGUUUACUUUUGGUCCUGAUAAGGUGGCAGAAUUCCUUCAGAAGCAUGAUUUGGAUCUGAUCUGUCGUGCUCACCAGGUUGUUGUGGAGGAUGGAUACGAGUUCUUUGGCAACAGACAACUUCUAACCAUAUUUUCUGCGCCGAAUUACUGUGGGGAGUUUGAUAAUGCUGGUGCAAUGAUGAGUGUGGAUGAGACACUUAUGUGCUCAUUUCAAGUAUUAAAACCUGCUGACAAAAAGUCGAAGUUUAACUUUGGGUAAAUCACCAGGAGGCACCAGCAGGGUUUUAGUUCUUCCUCGGUACCAAAGUACGACGAUAAGCCCUCAGAUUUACUGUGGGUGAUGGGCUUUAGGUGAGUGUUUAAGAAUGCCCAAGAUGCAAUCAAAUGUGAAGAUUAAGGUGCUUUUAGUUCAUUAUUGGAGGAGAAAAGGUGGACUAGAAGAGCGGCCAUAAAACAUCCAUAUGCUUUGAUGUUUUGAGAAAAAAGGCAGAGUUUGGAGGUGGAAAGGCUGUGAACUAGUAAUAGCAAGUUGGGCGUUUUGAUAAUGUGGAAACCACUCUAAUGGCUGGAAACCGGUGAACUGACGUCGGAGUUACUUGAUUGCUUCCCCCUUAAAUUUCUUCUUGUUUUAACUCCAAGACCGGACUGUUGGUCGUAUCUUGCUUCUAAUCCGAUGUGUUUGCCUGCUUCAUAUACUCCAUUCGAAACUGAACUAAGAAAGAGUACCAAGGUAGGGUUAUGCUCGCGAAGUAGGUUGAUCUAUAUGUGAUAGAACGAGGUUUGGCAAGUGGAGCUAGUGCUUUAGCAGAGUCAAUCGAGCGUCUGAAGGGCCAAAAGGUCCAUGAAAAAUGGAUCGUCAGUAGCCAUAUACUUGUAAGCAGUCCCUGGCAUAUGGAUGAGUAGUGCCAUAGAUGGGAGUCUAGAGCUGGAUCGAAUAAGAGAGUGACGACAUGGUUGAGCAUGGAAGCUCGCAGGAAUGCAAAGGAGGCACUUCAUCUCAGCGGUAGCAUGUACAAUGGCGAGAUUGUGGGAUUCGCUUUUGGUACAACUUAGGUUUCUCAUCUUUGUCUAAUUCAAUUUCAGUUUGAUUUGCUUUAGUUUCGUAUUGUUAAAAGAAUCUACAAAAUCAAAAGCAAAUUUAAUUUAAUAUAGUAAUUAUCAGGG